Geodia barretti is the source of this 399-nucleotide messenger RNA. The record is from the annotation of a GenBank genome assembly. NCBI's taxonomy places the organism in Eukaryota, Metazoa, Porifera, Demospongiae, Tetractinellida, Geodiidae.
ACAUGUACAUGCUUUGUUUCACACUCAAACACUCACACACGGUCUCUUACAAAUGCACACACUCUCCUUGCAGAUAUUGGAGUAAUCAGUGAAGACUGUUGGGAUAAAGUAAUGCUACCAUUGAGAAUGCCAGUCCUUCCCAAGUAUAUUGGAGUAAACAAAGAUGUUAGUCUGAUUUCACCUUUUGAGUUAUUCCACUGUGUUCCUCUCAUAUCCUUUCUGCCCACACUCUGUUGUACCAUUUUCUUAAACUAAGGUGUCACUCAUCAACACAAAUUUGCAUACACCCAAUAUCCUCUUGCUACACUUUCAAGAUGUCCCUUUGCAAUAUAUUUUGGACAGUAUAACAUACGAACUGUAUCCAGUCAUCUGUUUUCAGGCUAUAUACAAUUUUUCUGC